AUGUCAAUAUAUAUGUGUAUAAAUUGAAGCACAUCAGAAAAUUAUUUAUACGCGCAAUAUAAUUAAGUACUCAGUGAACCGCAGGGAAGUCGCCACAAAAAAAAACAACAAAAAAAAAAGCGGCCAAACAGGCAGCUGCCGUUAAACCGGGCGACGGCAAUGGGCGCGAGCAGGAGCGGUAUAUGCCUUGGACAAGGUCAAGUCGGCUCAGCUCGCAGCUCGCAGCUCAGCUUGCAGCUGGCGCCGUUCGAUAAGCUGCGGCUUUUGAUAACACGCGAACGUUGAUUUCUGUAUAAAACAUUGCCGCCGCAUCCCAAUCAGCAGCACUUGCGGACUUACAGCCCAAUCAGCAACAGCGGCUUUCAAUUUCAAUUCCAAUUCCCCUUCCACGUUCCACAUUCCACAUUCCAAUAAGAUGUCGCAGCACAAUUUUGUCGCUCUGCUCGCCUGCGCCGUUAUCCUAGCGCUGGCCAGCCACAGCGCGCAGGCGGCCAUUGCGCGCGCCGACUUCAGCAAUCCCACUUACCCGGGCAAGUGCGUGCUGGACUCCAAUUCGAUUAUGUCGCCCGGUCAGACGGGCAAGGCGCCGAAUCAUCUCUGCGCUGGCGUCACCUGUUUGGAUAACGGACAUGUUGAGUUUCGCACAUGUGCCGCGGUGGCGCCGCGCAAGGGCUGUAAGCUGCGCGACUUUGUCAACACUGAUCGCAGCUUCCCCGAGUGCUGUGAGCGCACCUACGACUGCAACAAGCUGAUUUAAAUUUCUCCGUUAUCGCUGAGCGCUGCUCCAUCCAUUUUUGGUGUGUUUGUUUUGGUUAUUUUUUUGGUGUUUUUUUUUCGUUUUU
This is a messenger RNA of Drosophila novamexicana, 842 nucleotides long. RefSeq lists its product as uncharacterized. The record is from RefSeq and is a predicted model, not a curated record. Bases 416 to 757 code for a protein of 113 amino acids. The transcript is spliced from 2 exons. Lineage: Eukaryota; Metazoa; Arthropoda; Insecta; Diptera; Drosophilidae.